AUGUCUGAGGUACAGGGAACGGUCGAGUUUUCUGUGGAACUACACAAAUUCCACAAUGUGGAUCUCUUCCAGAGAGGAUACUACCAGAUACGAGCAGGGUUGAAACUUCCAUCCAGGAUUCCCCAUAGACUGGCUGCAACAAUCGUAGAGCAAACAGGUGACUCUAGCCUCGCUUCAGCCUGCGUUCAUGAGAACAACGUGCACAGUAGAAUAUUUCAGAUCUUAUACAGGAACGAAGAGAUUGUUAUCAACGAAUCGAUGAACUUCAGGGUCCACUUACUCCUAGAUGGCGAGAGGGUGGAAGAUGCAUUAAGCGAAGCAGAUUUUCAGCUCAAGUUGGACCUGCACUUUACUGAUAGUGAACAACAGCUGAGAGACAUUCCAGCGAUCCCUGUGAUAAGCAGCCGUACUUUGGGGCUUCACUUCCAUCCAAGAAGAGGCUUGCACCACCAUGUUCCUGUCAUGUUUGACUAUUUCCACCUGUCAGUGAUAUCUGUUACAGUGCAUGCCUCACUGGUAGCGUUACACCAGCCACUGAUCAGCUUUGCUCGUCCAGGAAAAGGGUCGUGGCUGGGUAAAGGCAGCCUGGAGACAGGACCAGACCAGUCCAGUAUGUCAUUGGAGAAUCUAGUGUUCGGAGCUGGCUACUGCAAACCGACUUCAUCUGAGGGAAGCUUUUAUGUCCCUUCUGAAAACUGCAUGCAGCAUGCAUACAAAUGGCAUAAGGACCUGUGUCUGCUGCUCUUGAAUGCAUACAGAGGGCUUCAUGUGUACUACACAGUCAUAAUGAAAGAGAUUCCAGAUUUGCCACAGCUGAAGUUAGCGGAGCUAGCUGUGGAAGAUACGCUAUCUCAACUUUGUACCGAGCUGCAGAUGUUGAACAAUCCAGAGAAGAUAGCAGAGCAGAUAAGCAAGGACCUAGCCUGGCUUUGCUCCCACCUUUUGGCACUAUGGACCCAGUUCCUGGAGACAGUGACACUCCAUCCAGAAGUCACAGCCUAUCUUACUCAGGAGCAUCACACGCUAAGGGUAAGAAGAUUCUCAGAAGCAUUCUUUUAUGCUGAGCACCAAAAGCUAGCUGUGCUGACCUUUCAGGAAAGCCUGAUCCAAAGUCACAGCCAGAUUUCUACGGAUGUUCGGAAUUCCGAGUACCUCACCAGCAUGCCCCCUCUGCCGGCCGAAUGCCUGGACAUUGACGGGGAUGGGAACACAGUCCCUGUGAUUUUUGAAGACCGAUAUGUGGACUUCCCUUACAAAAGUCAAAGUGUGGAUGUUUUCCCAGCUUGUGAGGUUCCUGAGAUGAAUGGUACACAAAUGGACUUAAUAAACAACAAGGAGGCUCUUGCAUCAAAUGAUGACAUUGCAUUAGCAAAGGGAGAUUUCAGGAAAGAUACUCUGUUAAUACAUACAGAUAAAAUAAAUGGGAAUGCCUCCUGUAUCUACAGCGAUAUUUCAGUUGAUGCUUCUAUGGCUAAAGCUUUGACUCAGCACUCCACAUCUCAGGCUUAUACAGUCAAAAAGGAAGUCCAAAGGAAAACGGAUGUAUCCCAUGAAAAUGCAUCAGUUUCAAGUAAGGAAAUUGUUUCUGGCUUGGGACCAGGCCUUUUAAAACACAAAGCCGAAGACUUCCAAACAUCAGUGGAUAUUUCAUUAAAAGACGAUAGACUUGCUAUAGGUGUUACCUGCGUGGAUAUGAAACCUAGCAAUAAGGAUUCCCAUGAAAGUGAACCCACAUUAAUCAUUAGUGCUCUGGGUGACAGCGGAACUAGUGGCCUCUUACACAGCACUGAGUUAAGUAAAGCAGCUAAAACUGAUAAUUAUGAAAAUAGUCUCACUUCAGAUGAACUUGCAUUAAAUGAACUAAACAGUCUUGAAAAACCAGUGGAUCAAGACAACAAGGCUCUGUUACCAGUUUUGAAAGCGUUACCAAUCAGUACUUUGGAUUUAUUAACCCAGACAACAAAAGAUGCCCCGGAGCUGAAGUCAUUUGUGAAGGAGCAAAGAGCCGAGGAAUGCGAAGAGUUUACCUUGAUGUCAGGGGUCAUAAAGAGAUCUUCGUCAAUAAUAUCCGACUCGGGCAUUGAAAGUGAACCCAGUUCGGUGGCUUGGUCCGAUGCGCGUAGCCGGGCUUUGGAGCUGCCCAGUGACCGCGAGAUGCUGCAGCAGCUGGUACGGAGGCACACCAUACACAGAAACUCCCUAGAGGGUGGGCAAACAGAAAGCAAUACAAGCUUGCCCAGUGGGAUCCAAGCAUCGCUGACAUCAAUUAGCUCAUUGCCAUUUGAGGAAGAAGAGCGGGAAGUGGAACUUACAAAGCUGACCAAAUCCGUUUCUGCGCCACAGAUCAGCAGCCCGGAGGAGCCCACAGACACGGUAGAUGUUUCCAAAUGCGAUAAAGCAAUCUUGGAAGUUGCAGAAGGGCCCUUGAAAAGCUACAUGGAAGUGACAUGCAGAAGCAUAGAAAUAGCAGGGAACUUUUCUGACUACCAGACUGCCAGGGAAAGUGAGCGAUCAGAACCAGACAUCGCCACAGGAGCGCAUCCUAGCGCUGCUGUCAAACGAGGUAACAGCAGCGCUGAGCGACCAGAAGAAGUGGAAGUUAAGGAAGGUUUGGAAUAUGCAGGACAACCUGUCAGUCUAAAGCAGCACAGAUGGGAUACCUCUGAAUGCCAGGCAGUGCAGGGAAACGAAGAGUGCAGCUUGGAAACACUGAGUGUCACCACAUACUCGGACCCUAAUAGCGUGCAGUGCGGUGCAUGUAGUGAAGAUCUGAAAGAUGCACUUAAACCUGUACUCGAGGGGUUGAAAAUAGAUCAAGACUUUUAUUCCAGAGCUAGCACACCAGACAUCGAGAAUUUCUCACGUGGCCUGAGCCAGGUACCAGAUUUUUGCUACACUGUUCCAGCCUCAUCGGAGACAUCGACUGAAUUUGGUUCAACGAGAGGAGAGUGUGGUAGCCCCGUCGCCAGUGAAACCAUGAUGUCAUGUGAAGAAAUGCAGGGCUUACAAGAAAUUGAACUCGACGACGCAGCUGCACUGGUGGAUUCUGCUGCAGGACCUUAUUGUGCCCAAUAUCCUCAGGAGCCGGACAGGGUGGAGCGUCGGCUUGUGGCUAACGGCAGCACUGGCUUUCACUCUGUUGCCACAGAGGGAUUGGCACUGGAGAGUCGAAAGGCCGUUGAGGUGGUUAACCUGUCUGUUUCUUGCACAGCCACGUGUCUUCCCUUUUCUUCGGUGCUCAAAGAGACUCCUGCCGUGGUUGGCUUCUCUUCAAAGCAGGCUGCUUUCCCUAUCACACGCCAGCCUUUAGGCUCCUUCAGCGUUGUCCCCUGCAGCUCAGAUGAUGUGGAGGAAGAGGCCAAUGAAAGGAUGCUUAGUUUUUAUCAGGCCAAAGAAAAAUUUAAAAAAGAACUGAAGAUUGAAGGAUUUCUGUACAGUGACUUAUCUGUACUAGCUUCUGAUAUCCCAUAUUUUCCACCAGAGGAAGAGGAAGAAAAUUUGGAAGAUGGAAUUCACCUGGUUGUCUGUGUCCAUGGACUGGAUGGGAACAGCGCAGACCUGCGACUGGUAAAGACUUUUAUAGAACUGGGACUCCCUGGUGGAAAGCUGGACUUCCUAAUGUCUGAAAGAAACCAGACUGAUACUUUUGCUGAUUUUGAUUCGAUGACUGACCGAUUACUGGAUGAAAUUAUUCAACAUAUCCAGUUGUACAACCUCUCCAUCUCCCGGAUAAGUUUCAUUGGUCAUUCCCUUGGUAACGUCAUCAUCCGAUCAGUAUUAACUCGGCCAAGGUUUCGCUAUUACCUCAACAAGUUACACACCUUCCUGUCCCUCUCUGGGCCUCACCUAGGGACCCUUUACAACAACAGUACUUUGGUUAGUACAGGCCUAUGGCUCAUGCAGAAGCUGAAAAAAUCAGGGUCACUUUUGCAGCUGACCUUCAGGGACAACGCAGAUCUGCGCAAAUGUUUCCUGUACCAGCUCAGCCAAAAAACAGGUCUUCAGUACUUUAAAAAUGUUGUGUUGGUGGCAUCUCCCCAGGAUCGAUAUGUCCCAUUCCAUUCAGCAAGGAUAGAAAUGUGCAAAACCGCACUUAAAGACCGGCACACAGGUCCCAUUUACGCAGAGAUGAUAAACAACCUCCUCCAGCCUUUGGUCGGGGCAAAGGACUGCACUUUAAUCAGACACAACGUGUUCCAUGCGCUCCCCAACACUGCCAACACGCUGAUCGGACGGGCUGCCCACAUAGCCGUGCUGGACUCUGAACUUUUCCUGGAGAAGUUUUUCCUCGUGGCAGGACUCAACUACUUCAAAUAG
Emys orbicularis (European pond turtle) is the source of this 4317-nucleotide messenger RNA. RefSeq names its product family with sequence similarity 135 member B (gene FAM135B). Lineage: Eukaryota; Metazoa; Chordata; Testudines; Emydidae. The coding region runs from base 1 to 4317 and encodes 1438 amino acids. The transcript has 19 exons. The record is from RefSeq and is a predicted model, not a curated record.